AUGCUCCGCGAGAGCAAGAGCUCCAUCCGCCCGGCCUCGCGGCGCGCCUCCCCAGCGGUGGAGGUCAGCGCGGCCGCGGCAGGGGGCGCGCGGGAAGAGGAAUUUGCGCUUCUGCACGACGAGGGCGGCGGAACGGAGUCGUUCGGGAUGUGGAUCAAACUGACGGACAAACUGACGGAGCUGCUGACGUCCGGCGACGACGGCGUUGAGGCGAUGAUGAAGUUCGGCCGCAACGGCAGUGGCCACGUGCCCGCCGCUUCCAUCCCUCUCUCGCCCUUCCCCCCCUUCCCCCGCGGGCAGGCCAUCAGGGUGGGCGGCGUGGAGUUCAAGUUCACGUCGCACAGCGAGCCCGACCCCGCGCUCUGCGACGUCUACCGCCUCCUGCCGCCCGGCGACGCGGCGGGCGGCGGUGCGGAGGGCGGGGAGCGGCGGGCGCUGGAGCACGUGGCACAGGUGGCGCGGAAGCUGAGCGUGCAGCGGCCGCUGGACGAGCGCGAGAAGGAGAAGUGGCGCGACCUCACCAAGAGCACUCCUAAAGUCGCCAGUAACAAGUGCGCACAGGGGGAGAGGGGGGGAGGGGGAAGGGCGGGGAGUGGAAGGGAGGGGAAUGGGAGAAGAAAUGAAGGCGUGUGGUGGCAUGUGCAAUGGCGUGAUGCCGGGCGUGUGGCGCGUGCGUGGUGUGUGCAUGGCGUGGGGCACGGCAGGCUGAAGCUGGUGGAUCUCAAGGGCAACAAGGCAGCCGCCCCCACCGUUGACGUGCACAGGGGUGCCGGGAGGGGCGCUGCGAGCUUGGGCGUGCAGAAGAAGCCAGGGCUCUUCAAGCGAUCUUCAGCCCCGCCCAUCCCCCCUCUGCCCAAGCAGCAGCAGCAGCAGCGCCUGUCGCCCUUCAAUCGUGCCACCCCCCCCGCCAUCUCCCCGGACCUGUCGGUGGGGAGGGCGCUGGAGCCGCGGUCCGCCCACGGCACGCCCCCGCGCGCGGCCGCUCAUGCACCCGACGCACACAACCGUGCCGCAGCCGCCCUGCUGGGGGGCACGCCUGACACCCCUCAGGCGCCCCAGGUGGCUGUGGUGCCGGCCGGCGAGCUGCGCGCGUUCCUGGUGGACAUCCUGGGGCGCAACCCCAAGGGCGUCAGCAAAACUGCGAUGGAGAGGGCAACGGGGCAUGAUUGGGCGCAGCUCGACAAAGUCGUCAGGCAGAUAGCGAGGCUGCAUGCGCCGGGGUACUACCGCCUGCUGCCACACAUCAAGGAGGUCGCCCAGGCCGCACACCCUGCAGCAGCAACAGCAGCAGCCGCAGGGCGCUCGCCCAUACAGCGUCGCUCCACGUCCCCUCUGCCCUCACACUCUCCUCUAUCCUCACACUCUCCUCUGCCCGGGCAUUCCCCCCUGCCAUCGCAUUCCACUCUGAGGACACCUCCUCUCUCCCCUCUAGCUGCUGCCUCCCCCCGCCCAUCCACGUCCCCCCUCCCAUCGGCAUCCCCCCGCCCCGCGUCCACGCCUCCAAGGCACUCCCCAGGCGUGGAGGCGGCAGAGGGUGGGGGUGGCAGGGAGGGGGCGCGGGCGGGCAGGGUGCCGCUGCUGAACCUCAACGAGACGGGCUUCGACGACGACGAGGGCGGGGACGCACAUGGCCAUGGGCAUGGGGAUGGGGAGAAGGAGCAGGAGCAGGAAGAGGAGGAGGAGGAAGAGGAGGAGGAGGAGGAAGAAGAGGAUGAGGAGUUGGUGGUGGAAGAGGAAGAGGUGGGGAACGAGGGGAAGGGGGAGGAGGAGGGCAGAGUGGUGGAGGGGGGGGUGAGCACAGCAGGGGAAGAGGCAAGAGAGAGGGGCUUAGGGGAGGGCACUGGGGAUGACGGGUGGGAUCACUCAAAGGGCGAAGGGGCAGGCGGGGAGGAGGGUGAGGAGAAGAAGGGGGAAGCGGGUGAGGAGGGAGGGAGGGAGGAGGAGGGGGGAGAGGAGGUGCGGCUGGAAGACUUGUUUGGGGAUGAGUCGCCCUCCCAUGGGGAAGGGGAAGAGGGGGAGGGAGGAGGGGCCAUUGGGGAGACUGGAGGUUUGGAGGGCGAGGGACAGGUGAAAGGUGAGAGUAGCGAGGGUGGGAGUGGGAGUGAGAGCGAGAGUGAGAGUGGGAGUGGGAGUGGCAGUGGUAGUGAGAGUGGGAGCGGGAGUGAGAGCGAGGGGGAGGGAGAUGCGGGCAGCAGCAGCAGCGGCAGCAGCGGCAGUGCGAGUGAGAUCGACAUCGACAUCGACGAUGGGGACGGGGCGGACAGCGCCAGGGGCGGAGGCGAGGCAGAGAAGAGGGCGGAGGGCAAGGGGGCGAGGGCGCGGCACGAGGGGCGCGCUCACGGGCACGGGCAUGGGCGGGCGGAGAGAGAGGCGAGGGCAGCUCAAGAGGGGCGGGCAGACGCGAGCACUGGAGGAGAGGAGGCGGGUAGGCAGGGGGGGAGGGGGGGUGUGGGGGAAGAGGGGACCUGGGCGGAAGGGGGGGAGGGGGGACUUGGUGAAAAAGGGGAAGAUGGAGGGAAAGAGGUUGAUGGAAAGAAGGGAGUGGAAGGAGGGAAGGAGUUGCAGGAGGGGCAGGGGGAGGAGGAGGGGGAGAUGGUAGGAGAUGACGUGAGGAUAGAGAAUGAGGGGGAUGAGAAAGGCGGCGAGGGCGAGGACAAAGAAGGUGGGAUGGGCGAAGGGAGAGCGGACAAGACUGAUUCUGAAACGCAAGGAGAGGCAGGGGAGGAGGGGGAGGAGGGGGAGUUGAAGGAAGGGAAGGGGGAGGACGGGACAAUUGGGGUGCAAAGGGAGGAAGGGAUUGAAGCGGAGGAAGGAGAUGAAGGGGAGGCAGAGGAGGCAUGGGCUGGAAAGGAAGCGAAGGCUAAGGCGACAGAGAGUGAGGAGCAAGACGAUGGGGCACUGAGGGAAGCAGAGGAGAAGGAGAGAGUGAGAAAGGCAGAGGAGGAGAGAGUGAGAAAAGCAGAAGAGGAGGAGAGAGUGAGAAAGGCAGAAGAGGAGAGAGUGAGAAAGGCAGAAGAGGAGGAGAGAGCAAGAAAGGCAGAAGAGGAGAGAGUGAGAAAGGCAGAAGAGGAGAGAGUGAGGAAGGCAGAAGAGGAGGAGAGAGCGAGAAAGGCAGAAGAGGAGAGAGUGUUAAAGGCAGAAGAGGAGGAGAGAAUGAGAAAAGAGAAGCUUGAGGAGGAGAGGAAGAGAGUGAGAGAGGAUAAUGUUCGGCGGAUGAGGGAGAGGGAGGAGGCGGAUCGCGCGGCCAGGGAGGAGAGAAUGAGAGAGGAAGAGGUGCGGAGGGCGAAGGAGAAUACAGAGCGGAGGGCAGAACAAGAAAGGGAGGCGAAAGAAGGGGAGAAGGAAAAGCGAGAGAAAGAGAAAGCUCUGAUGGCGAGGGAGGAGAGGGAGAGGGAGAGGAAAGAGAAAGAGAAAGAGAAAGAUGAUAAGGAAAUGGCAGAGAGGCUUGGAAGGGAGAGAAGGGAAACAGAAGAGAGGGAAAGAAGGGAGGAGGAGAAAAGAGCGAAACAGGAAAAGGACAGGGAAGAGAGGGAAACGGAGAGGCGACAGGGUGGGGAGGAUGAGGACAUGAGGGAGAAGGAGAAGGUGGGCGGUGCGAGGGAGGAGGUGGCAAGGCAGGGUGGGGAUGGAGAUGGGUUGGAGGAGGUGGGUGCAGGGCGAGGGGGCGACGAGGGGCCCCGUGGGCUGCUAAAGGGAUCUGGGCCGCUGGGGCGAGAGGGUGAAGGCGGCAGGGGUGAAGGCGGCAGGGGUGACGGCGGCAGGGGUGAAGGCGGCAGGGGUGAAGGGGUAGUAGUGGGGGCCGAAGUGAUGGAGGAGAGGGAGGUGGGGAAGGUGGAGAAGAGGAAGAAGGAGAAGAAAAGUAAAGCAGGCAGGGUGGGGGAGAAGAGGGAGAAGAGAAGGAGGCAGGAGGGCGGGCAGGAUGGGGCAGGGGAAGGCGGGCUGGCAGACAUGGGUGGUGGGAUGAAGCGCGGAGUGGGUGGCAGUGCUGACAAGCCCCAUGCUCACCCCGACUCCCCGCCUGCCUCAGAUGCCGCCGCGGCUGCUGUGGGGGGAUGGGCAGAGGGAGAGGAGAGUGGGAGGCAGGCGAGGCAGAAGCGGAGGCGGCAUGAGGAGGAAGCGGAGGAGGGGGGAGUGGCAGAGGGAGAGGAUGGCAGCGAUGAGGGGUGGGAGGGGCAUGACACGUCCUUGUAUGAGGCGUAUGAGAAGGACAAGCCCGAGCUGAAGGGGCCAAUCACAUCUCGCGACCAGUAA
Molecule: messenger RNA, 4251 nt
Organism: Closterium sp. Naga37s-1
Lineage: Eukaryota; Viridiplantae; Streptophyta; Zygnematophyceae; Desmidiales; Closteriaceae
Source: the annotation of a GenBank genome assembly